AAAAAAAAAAAAAAAAAGAGACUUCAGUUGAGGAAAACAGUGUUCAGAAUUUGGAGUAAGAGUGUGUAAAGUGUCCAUUUUUAUUUGUAGAAACAGAGAAUAGUUAAUAAGUUAAGAGUCUUUUCAUGAAUCGUGCUCGCUCGCUCGCUCGAGGUUUCUGAAAACAUGGAAUUUGGGAAAUCCAGGGAGGAGGAAGACGCUCAUGUUUGAAAUUGAAAUUGAAAUUGGACUCAGGUGCUGUUGUUGUUGAACUUGAAGCCGAUACCACCAUCAACCGCUCUGGGGUUCAGUUGAUAUCUAGAGAUACAUGAGUGGCAACAGGCAGAGGACCCUUGGGGGUGGGGGUCAGCAUGUACUGGACUACCUGAAACGAAUGCAUGCAGAGAAUCCUGCUUUCUAUUAUGCAGUUCAGGGUGAUAAUGAUCACGCUAGUGGAAAUAUAUUCUGGAUAGAUGCAACAUCCAGAAUGAACUAUUCUUACUUUGGGGAUGCUGUUCUAUUUGACACAACAUACAGGACAAACCGGUAUAGGGUACCCUUUGCCUCAUUCACAGGGUUUAAUCAUCAUGGGCAGCCUGUGUUAUUUGGUUGUGCACUAAUUCUCAAUGAGUCAGAGUCCUCCCUCAUAUGGCUAUUCCAAACUUGGCUUCAUGCAAUGUCUGGACGACCACCCGUCUCUAUAACAAGCGAUCCAGACCAGUUUGUACAAGUUGCUGUCACACAAGUUCUUCCUGAAACCCGCCAUCGUUUCUGUAAGCGGACCAUAUUCAGAGAAAUGCAAGAGAAACUGGCUCAUUUAUACCAGUCACAUCCUACUUUCGAUACAGAAUUCAAAAAGUGCAUAAAUGAGACUGAGGCAAUUGAUGAAUUUGAGUCAUGCUGGGCUUCACUUCUGGAGAGAUACUAUCUCAUGGGUGAUGAAUGGCUUCAGUCAAUGUACAAUGCUCGGCAACAGUGGGUCCCAGUAUACAUGCGAAACACUUUCUUUGGAGAGAUAUCUAGAAGUGAAGGAAGCGUGGGUUUAAAUUUGUUCUUUGAUGGAUAUGUGAAUGCAUCCACUACCAUACAGAUGAUGAUUAAGCAGUACGAGAAAGCUAUAGCAAGUUGGCAUGAUAAGGAAUUAAAGGCAGAUUACGACACUACUAACGCUACCCCUGUUCUGAAGACACCAUCUCCCAUGGAAAAACAAGCUGCAAAUCUUUAUACAAGGACAAUAUUCAUGAAAUUUCAAGAGGAACUGGUUGAGACCCUUGCUAAUCCUGCAACCAAAAUUGAUGACUCAGGGACAGUCACCACGUAUCGAGUGGCCAAAUUUGGGGAAGACCACAAGGCACACACUGUGACUUUCAAUUCUUUUGAGAUGAAAGCUAGUUGCAGCUGCCAAAUGUUCGAGUAUUCUGGAAUUAUUUGUAGGCAUGUAUUAGCAGUUUUUAGAGCGAAAAACGUUCUCACUCUUCCAGCUCAGUAUAUAUUGAAACGAUGGACAAGGAAUGCCAAGAGUGGUGCAGUGUUGGAUGAACAUGCUGCGGAGUUGCCAAACAGUUCUCGGGAAUCUUUAACUGUGCGGUAUAACAAUCUACGUCAGGAAGCAAUCAAAUAUGUAGAAGAAGGAGCAAAAUCUAUCCAUAUUUAUAAUGUGGCAAUGGAUGCUUUAAAAGAGGCUGCUAAGAAGGUUUCUUCUGUGAAGAAUAGAGGUCCAGGACCUACCCAAGGUGCUACUCUAGUAAAUGGAGGUGGGCAAGAAUUGCAUGCAACUCAAGAAAAUCAAACGGCAACAUAUCAAUCUGUGGAUGAGAAGAAAAAGAAAAUUAGUGAAUUGACUGCCGAGUUGGAGAAUACAAAUCAACGAUGUGAAGUGUAUCGGUCAAACCUGCUAGCUGUUCUGAAAGAUAUGGAAGAACAGAAGUUGAAGCUAUCAGUGAAGGUUCAAAAUGCGAGGCUUAGCUUGAAAGAAUGAACAGUACAUGCAUUACAUAUUUCAUGUUUCGUGUACAUCUUUCACAUACUGGUGAGCAUCUUGCAAGUGAGGGGGAGGGUGAUUGUAGCGGCAGGCAGCUGUUGUUUGAUUUGAAACAUUUAUUUUCCCUAAGAGAUUUAGAAUGUAUGAUAAAGAUGUUAGAUCCAAAUGUUGAAGUAUCUGGCUGGAUGAACCAUAUGUUAGACUAAAGACAGUAGGAGCGAUCUUUGUGACAUAAGAAUACCCAAAUGUUGACUCCUGAUGCACUUUGAAGUGCAGAGGAGGAGGGGUAAACUAAAAGGCCCAAUUAUUAACGUUUUAAUGAUGCACUCCUGAUGAUGCACUUUAGGUGGGCGAAUGAACAUACUGUGAUUAGCCUAAGUAAAAAGAAAAUGAUUAAUAUGUUGUCUUGUUUCA
Quercus robur (English oak) is the source of this 2374-nucleotide messenger RNA. Its product is annotated as protein FAR1-RELATED SEQUENCE 9. Gene Ontology annotation, biological process: regulation of DNA-templated transcription. Bases 308 to 1957 code for a protein of 549 amino acids. NCBI's taxonomy places the organism in Eukaryota, Viridiplantae, Streptophyta, Magnoliopsida, Fagales, Fagaceae. The transcript is spliced from 3 exons. Gene Ontology annotation, molecular function: zinc ion binding. The record is from RefSeq and is a predicted model, not a curated record.